Messenger RNA from Diospyros lotus (date-plum), 2103 nucleotides. RefSeq lists its product as uncharacterized. Gene Ontology annotation, biological process: DNA integration. Gene Ontology annotation, molecular function: nucleic acid binding. The record is from RefSeq and is a predicted model, not a curated record. The transcript has 4 exons. Bases 22 to 2043 code for a protein of 673 amino acids. Lineage: Eukaryota; Viridiplantae; Streptophyta; Magnoliopsida; Ericales; Ebenaceae.
UUAAAGCUAUCUUUUGGGAACAUGACUGUAGAAAUGAAUAUCUUUAGGGUAGCCAAACAUCAGGACACUGAGAGUGAAGUGGAGGAGGUAGACUUGAUCCAAACACUGACCAAUGACUGUUUUGAAGAGUUCAUGAGAAGACCCAAAGAAGGAAAUCAAGAUCUUGAAGAAAUAAAAGAAGUGGAAGUCAUAAGCAAAGAAAGUGAGAAGCCUACAUGGAUGCCUGGUUUAGAGCCAUUAAGAAACUUGGACAGUAAGCUCAUGGCUCCUGAUAGCCAUCAGUCCACGCCUGAGAGAAAGCCAUUGCCCAGUGAUUUGAAGUAUGUCUUUCUAGGAGAAGGGGAAGCAUUCCCAGUGGUGAUCUCUUCAAGUUUGACACCUCAGCAAGAGCAACAACUGAUAGAAGUUCUAAAAGCACACAGGAAGUCAUUAGGAUGGACCAUUUCAGAUUUGCAAGGUAUUAGCCCUUUGAUCUGUACUCAUAAGAUAUUCUUGGAAGAAGGAGCAAAACCAGUUAGGCAAAUGCAAAGGAGAUUAAAUCCCAACAUGAAAGAAGUUGUCAGAAAAGAAGUGCUUAAGCUAUUGGAUGCUGAAAUAAUUUACCCAAUCUCUGAUUCUAAGUGGGUAAAUGUUCCGUUUGAAUGGAGUCCUGCCUGUCAAAAUGCUUUUGAUAAAUUGAAAGAUGCACUCAUUUCAGCACCUAUCAUUCAGUCCCCUGAUUGGUCCCUCCCGUUUGAACUUAUGUGCGAUGCUAGUGAUUAUGCGGUAGGAGCUGUGUUAGGGCAGAGGAAGGAUAAGAAACCUCAUGUGAUAUAUUAUGCUAAGUUCAACAUUGAAAUCAGAGACAAGAAGGGAGUAGAAAAUGUGGUGGCUGACCAUUUGUCAAGGAUUCCAAGUCAAGAUCUCACACAAUUUGAUGAACCAAUUCAUGACAAUUUCCCUGAUGAGCAACUGUUUAAAGUGAAUGUUAUUCGUGCAUCAUCUGUUGUCCCUUGGUAUGCCGACAUUGCGAACUACCUGGCAACUGGUUUGAUCCCAGACCAUUGGAGUAAGCAAGAUAGGAAUAAAUUCUUCAGAAAAGUCAGAACCUUCUUUUGGGAUGAGCCCUACCUCUUCAAGUAUUGUCCUGACCAAAUCAUCCGUAGAUGCAUACCCGAUCAUGAGCAACAAAGUGUUAUCAAUUUCAGUCAUACUCUUGCAUUUGCUGUUGACUAUGUGUCCAAAUGGGUAGAAGCAAUCCCGGCCAGAACAAAUGACCAUAGGACUGUCGUGAAAUUUUUGAAAGAAAACAUAUUCAGUCGAUUUGGGAUGCCACGAGCAAUCAUCAGUGAUGGGGGUUCCCAUUUUUGUAAUAAAGUUGUGGCAGGAUUAAUGAAGAAAUAUGGUGUACUGCAUAAGGUUGCAACACCAUACCAUCCCCAAACCAAUGGUCAAGCCGAGCUAGCCAAUAGGGAGAUUAAGCGCAUAUUGGAAAAGACUGUUGCUGCUAAUCGUAAGGAUUGGUCCUUAAGACUAGUAGACGCUCUUUGGGCAUACAGGACAGCUUACAAAACAAUUUUGGGAAUGUCUCCCUAUAGGCUAGUAUACGGUAAAUCUUGUCAUCUGCCGGUGGAAAUUGAGCAUAAAGCAUAUUGGGCAAUUCAUAAGAUCAACAAGAGUCUAACUGAAGCAGGCUUAUCCAGGAAGCUCCAAUUGAAUGAACUUGAGGAAAUUCGGAAUGAAGCAUUUGAAAAUGCACGAUUGGCCAAGGUUCGCAUGAAAGAGUUACAUGAUCGGCACAUCAUUCGAAAAAGCUUUCAGGUAGGGCAACAGGUACUCUUGUACGAUUCUCGAUUGCAUCUAUUCCCAGGAAAAUUGAAGUCUCGAUGGGUCGGCCCUUUUGUAAUCAAGUUCAUCUCAGGAUAUGGGUCAUUUGAGAUAGAAAAUCCGGAGUCAGGACAGCUUCUAACAGUCAAUGGUCAUAGGUUGAAACCAUACCAGGGUAGUGUUGAGGAGAAUGAAGGAGUUGUGGAUUUGGAUGAUCCACCAUCAUCUGAUGAAUAAGGGAAGUUUCAUGUCGUCUGGGAAUCUGACGUUAAAAGACCACCUUUCCAUUUAGGUUAA